AUGAAAUAACUUUUUAUUGCUUCCAGACCAUAUUAAAAAGUAUCAUCCUUUUAGAGAAGGACUCUUCUGCAGUUGGUAUUUAUUAAGGGUUUUAAAAUUAAACAUGUAAGAUAUUUGUUCUUUAUUCAAAAAAGGCAGCCAAAAGUCUCAAUAUCAACUACCCAGGAGCCAAAUCGAUCAUUGUUUAUCAUAGAACAAAAGUCAUCCAUAAGAAAUCAAACAUCAAUUCCUCCAAUUAAUGCCGAAGCGCUCCCUUGAAUAUGUGCAAGAGCUCACUAACAAUAAUAUCAAGUAUUGGGGGAAGCCAAAUCACUUCUAAAAUACAUUUUCAAUAUGAAAUCCGAAAUGAUUCAUCAUAUAUUAUUACAUCAAUACCUAUGUGA
Paramecium octaurelia is the source of this 383-nucleotide messenger RNA. Lineage: Eukaryota; Ciliophora; Oligohymenophorea; Peniculida; Parameciidae. The record is from the annotation of a GenBank genome assembly.